CAAAUAAAACGACGUCGUUAAGCUCCUUAUUAUUACGCCAAGUUUGUUUUGCUUUGCCAAUAGCGUCCUUAAAUGUCGGUUAUGGAAGCCAUUCCCGCCAACCCUGCAACCUCUAGAGCUCUACAGCAGUACCUCUUCUCUCUAUUACAGAGCUGUAACUCCAUAAGAAAACUUACCCAAAUUCAUACCCAAAUACUUGUUCACGGGUUCAACCAAAAAAGCUACAUUCUUGUUAGAUUAUUAUCAUUCUAUGUAUCUUCUGGGUGUCUCCAUCAUGCCCUCAAAGUUUUUGAAAAUGUCGAAAACCCAAGUACUACUGUGUGGAACCAGAUAAUUAGAGGCCAUUCCAGAAGCGAAACUCCCCGAAAAUCUGUUCAAUUAUAUAAUCGGCUGGUAGGUGUUGGGGCUGAGCCUGAUGGGUUUACUUAUUUGUAUGUUCUUAGUGCUUGUGCGAGGUCAGGGUUGGUGAGAGAAGGGGAGCAGGUGCAUGCGAGAGUUUUGGCAAAUGGGUUUGGUUCUAAUGUGUUUGUCCAGACGAGUUUGGUUAAUUUGUAUGCAAUUAGUGGAGGGUCAGGGUGUGGCGUUGAGGAUGCACGCCGGGUGUUUGACGAUAUGAGUGAGAGGAGUGUUGUGAGUUGGAAUUCACUGCUUGGGGGGUAUAUAAGGUGUCGGAAUGUUGAUGGGGCGCGGCAAGUUUUUGACGAGAUGCCAGAGAGGAAUAUUGUCUCGUGGACGACCAUGAUUGCGGGGUGUGCUCAAAACGGGAGGUGCAAGCAAGCUUUGUCUUUGUUUGGUCAGAUGAGGAGGUCCAAUGUGGAACUUGACCAGGUGGCGCUAGUGGCAGCGUUAUCGGCCUGUGCUGAAAUAGGGGACUUGAAAUUGGGAAGGUGGAUUCACUGGUACAUUGAAGAGAGACUGUGGAUGAAGUCCGAGCCACGGUUGGUGACUUUGUACAAUGCACUCAUACACAUGUAUGCCAGUUGUGGUUUAAUUGAAGAAGCCUAUAAAUUGUUCAAUCAGAUGCCAAGAAGAAGCACUGUCUCGUGGACCAGCAUCAUCGUUGGGUUUGCAAAGCAGGGUCGAGGGGAGGAAGCUCUUCAUAUCUUUCAAUUGAUGCUGAGCUCGGGAGUUGAUGAUGUAAGACCUGAUGAGAUAACUUUCAUUGGUGUCUUGUGUGCUUGUAGCCAUGCUGGAUUAGUUGACGAGGGCCGUCGAAUUUUCAAGUUCAUGACGCAAACUUGCGGACUUACCCCAAGGAUUGAGCACUAUGGGUGCAUGGUUGAUCUCUUGAGCCGAGCUGGUUUUCUAGAAGAAGCACAUAUGCUUGUGGAGACUAUGCCCAUGAAUCCAAACGAAGCUGUGUGGGGUGCUCUCCUUGGCGGUUGUAGGCUUCACAAGAAUGCUGAGCUCGCAUCACAUGUGGCUAAAAAAUUGACAGUUGCACUUGACCCUGACCAAGCUGCAGGUUAUCUUGUGCUCUUAUCAAAUGCGUAUGCCUCUACUAAAAGAUGGCUAGAUGUUGCUUCUGUGAGGCAGAAAAUGGUUAAGAUGGGCGUGAGAAAGCCCCCAGGCCGAAGUUGGGUUCAAAUCAAUGGAGUUGUUCAUGAUUUUGUGGCAGGUGAUAGGACCCAUAAGCAUGCAUCUGUAAUCUAUGAGAUGCUUGGUGAAAUCACCAGGCCAUCACUGCAGGAGGGCUCCAAAUCAGACAUAUCAGAUAUGCUUUCCCAUGCUGCAGAAUAGCAAGAAAAAUAUGUCGACAUCUCAUUCAGCUCUCUCUCCCUUUUGAAUUGGGAAAGCGUCGGGUCAAUUUUCCUGCAAUGCAAUCUGCCAUGCUACUGGCAACAUCUUGUCUGACAUACGCUGAAGUAACAAAGACACCUAAAUUAUAAUGAGCUUGCACCAGUUCAUGCUUUCCAAGAAGGCAAAGUGCCUCAUGCAUGGCUUGCUCCUAGGGUUACUUGAAGCUUUGGUCAUACACCAAGGCAAGGCAAGGAAUGAGAUACCAAAUAUGCAUUCCCAUUGCUUCUUUGCUCAGGUCACCCACCUAUUGAGGACAAGCAGGACCAAAGCAAAAGCCUUUUUCAUGGGCCUGUUUAGGCCCAAAAACUAAAUUAAAACCAAACCAACAAACCCCACCAAGGAAGCAAAGCCGUGUUCAACAACUCCUUUAUAUACACUUGGCGGGUUAAAUUUCAAGAAAUAAAGUCUUGAGAGCAUCAAAUCAAAACCCGGUUUAAAACACGCCCGUUCUGUAACUGUCCUGUCGGCGAAGAUAGAAAA
This is a messenger RNA of Prunus avium (sweet cherry), 2280 nucleotides long. The record is from RefSeq and is a predicted model, not a curated record. NCBI's taxonomy places the organism in Eukaryota, Viridiplantae, Streptophyta, Magnoliopsida, Rosales, Rosaceae.